AUGCCUAUUCUACAGCCUAGCACUUUAGACAAUUCAGGGUCUGAAUGUCUUGUGCUACCCAACAUACCGACUACUUCAGAUACAACAAUGGAUCACCCAGUCACUAGCGAAUCAACAGCAGGCACUACAGCGGGGUGUACAAUAACUCGCGUAGGAUCGUUUGGCAUGAAUGGCAUUAAUAUGAAAACCAAGCAUGAGCUUCAUAUACCCGUAACAGAAAACAAUCUUACUGCUGGUACUCCUGGUGGUGGGCCAUAUUCCUGUGAUGUAACCUCGACUUCCGCCGUACAGCUCGAGUCCCGUACAAACACAUUACUUUCCAGUACCUCAAACACUCACCCCAUCAUCUGUGAACCGCACAUCAUGAACAGCGCACAGCACCAUAGUCCUUGCGUAUCUCCUUUGCAGAAACAAAGUCUUUCUGCAUCGCUGCAGCCAGACUCUGCUCAAACUGUAUCUAGUCCCAUUUCUGCAAUUAAAACCGUAGAUAACAAGAUGGAUUCAACCCGUCACCCUCAACACUGUGCUUCACAAAAUACCAACCAUCAGCCAGUACCGUCUGACCCCGCAUGCCAUUCAACCACAUCCAACAUUGAUGAGGCUGUUUCUGGUAACGACAGCAUCUCUGACAAGACUGGCUCCAUUAGUAUAGACCAUGGCGACAAUAACAACCCUUCAUCCUCCAUGAUCACUGCAUGUGUUCCAGAUGACGGAAGCGUCGAUAUUGACAUCAGCUUAUUGCGAGCAUCAUUGACCCAGCAAACUGCUGGCUCGGUCUUAUCUCCUGAGAAAAUGCAACAAGCACUUCAAACACAUAGCCCAACAGUCAAUAACUCUAUGCUCGAAGAGCAGUACCAGUUUUUACCAACUCAAAAUCCUCCCUGCCAUAUUGACUACACGUCAUAUGUACUCAAGAUUCGUCAGCAACCAAAGCAAGCCCGCUGCUCAUCCAUGUCUGAGAAAGGAGUGCAACUCACCCUUAAUGAUCCGCAUUCUCAAGAUUCAAAGGCAUAUCUCCACAAUCCGUUCUUUUUCGUUUAUGCAACCUUGCUGGGAACGGACAUCUCCAAAGACACCUAUGACUACAAAGAGAUUGGCAAUCGGGUGAUGUCAGGAUCCACAGCCUCUUCUCUGCAUCGACUUCGAGAUCUGGAUAGUUCGUAUGGCGGUUUCUUUGUAUUUCCUGACAUUUCUAUUCGUCAGGAAGGCAAGUUUCGCAUCAAAUUUACCCUCUUUGAAAUCCUCAGUGCUGGUGCAGAUCCUUUGGUCCCUCCCAAAGUAGCACGCCGCAACUCGGUGAUUUCAGAUGUAUUUACAGUUUAUCAGGCAAAACUAUUUCCUGGAAUGGUUGAAUCUUCCCCAUUAUCUCGGUUUUUUGCAGAGCAAGGUUUAAAGAUUCGCAUUCGAAAGGAUGUAUCGCGCAAAAGCCUAAAGCGUGGGCUUGAUGGGUUAGAUUCAGACGAGGAUCCCAAGAAAGAAGUGCCAAGCCAACUGAAGCGAACUAGUCAUGAGCAUACAUAUGAUGAUCGUAGGGAUGGAUCGCAUUCUACGAAUGGAGUUCGUUAUGUAGACUAUCCUCCUUCGCAUGGUGGUCCUAAUGGAUUGAAUCCCCAUAAUUAUAGACGACCUAGCGAGUCUAACGAUCCAUAUGGGUAUGGUGCGCCUCCAUCGCAUGCUGUUUAUGACUCUUGGGGACGACCCGUCCCAACCAACUACUAUUACCGGCCAUUAGCAUAUGGAGAUGCACCACCUCCCAUGUAUAGCUCCUCGUCUCAAGGACCACCUCCUCAUCAUAUGCGAUAUUCAUAUGGUGGUCCGCCUGGACCUUAUGGAGGACACGCACAGCAUCCAAUGCAUUCCCAUCCACCUGCUCAUGGGUAUAUUUCGCCGUCCAGUGCACCUACCUACUCUCCAUACUCGGGAAAUUACCAUCCACCUCACUCUAAUCAUGCUGGAUCUACCCGACCACCGCCAUCUAUGUUAAUUAACUCAUCACUUGAAUCAACGGAUCGACAUCCAUCUAAUGGUUCUGGUAACCCAAACCACUCAUAUGGUCGUCCGUAUCCGUAUGGUCCAUCCAUGCAACAGCAUGCUAUGCGUCCACCGAAUCCUGGAGAAUCUGCCGAGACUUUAGCCAAUGCGCCUUUGACAAAGACGGAGCCUGGAGCAUCGCAGGUCAGUCCUAAAUUUGAGUCCAAGGCUCCUGUGACAGAGCAUCAUUACGUGUCUCCCUCUGGGGGAUCGUCAGAUCACCAACUGCAGCAGAUGGGACAUUCCUAUGGAGGUCAGCCUCGAGGACAAAGACCACCCCAUGGACCAAUGAAUCAUUCCCGACCCAUACCCAUCAACAGACAACUGGCUCAUCCUGACCCAUAUGCUUCUCUUAUGCCUUCUGGCGCAAGCUAUGGACAUCCUAGCCAGCACUCGCUAUCGCACUCUCAUCAACAUCCAUCUCAGCAUUCUUACCCACAACGUCCUUUGCGUGGACCCAUCGUACAAGGAUCAAAUGAGAUGCCAUUAAAGCAGGAACGCUGGAACGGAAACAUGCCACACUCGGCUACUGGUUCUCCGCCUGAUGAUCGAAACGCAUCUGCUUAUUCUCAACAUGCGUAUCAUCCGCGUUCACAAGAUACAGGCGCUUGUGUCAAUAUGGAACCCCGUUCUUCAAUGGCAUCGGUUGCAUCUUCGUAUCCUCCUCAACACCAUUCUGGAUCUGGCUCACAUGGACGAGCCCUUCCUCCAAUGCAAACUGGUGGCGCACCCACAUCUUAUGGAUCUCCGCCUAUCAAUGCUUCUCGUAAUGGCCUUGCACCUCGAUCAGAUCAUCAGCAAUCGCCUGCUGUUUCAGAAAUGAUUCCAGAUGGUGGCAGGCCAGGUCUAGAAAGAUACUACUCUUAGCAUCAUACAAUCCCUUGUAUAACAACGAAAGCAGCACUAGUCAUAAUAGAGCUUUUAAUUUUGUUAUUUUUCGAUUGUUUAAAAGGGUAUAAUUGUGAAUUUGUUCAAUUGGAUUACUAUCUGGUUUGUUUACACUUUUUCUGUUUGAUUACUUUGUCUAUGCAAGGACAAACGUGCAUCAUCACUCCAUCUUAAUCACCAUCAUGUGAAUUUUAUUGAUAAUUCUUUCCAUGAUUGUUUAGUUUCCGUAUAAAUGCCUUUUUACUGCUUGUUGUUGUCACUAAUUUUACCAUUAGGACUGGCAUCUUUUUUCUCAAUUUCAACUCCUUAAAACUUUGAUUAAUCUUGACCUGAAUAAACGUUUGGUCUUUGG
This is a messenger RNA of Batrachochytrium dendrobatidis JAM81, 3271 nucleotides long. RefSeq lists its product as uncharacterized. The coding region runs from base 1 to 2898 and encodes 965 amino acids. NCBI's taxonomy places the organism in Eukaryota, Fungi, Chytridiomycota, Chytridiomycetes, Rhizophydiales. The record is from RefSeq and is a predicted model, not a curated record. The transcript has 4 exons.